AUGUCCUUCUCCAAGCUGGAUGUCCGCGCGCACAUCCAAAAUUUGACCGCUGCGAAGACGUUAGAGCCGCACUGGGGCUACGCAGACCGUGCUGUACCUUGCACAAACGAUGCCGGCUCAUGCGCCUAUCUCGAUGUCGUAUAUUCGGCCCAUGAUCGGGGAAUGCUGUAUACAGGCAUCCUCUGGUCGACCCUGGGAGGAAUCCUUUUCAUUUGGGCUAUUUUGAGACAUUUCAACGAGCCAACGAUAUCACCGUCUUUGACUGUUCCACGAUUGGCUGGACUUCGCAAACUUCGAGUGUCGCUCGCGGUAUUCAGCCGUAGAUAUCUUCUCCCCGACGCAGUCCGCGUCAUCUUUGGCCGCACUACGCGCCUACAAGUUCUCGUUCUUGCAGCUCUGGCCGGCUAUCUUCUCAUCUUCAGUUUUGUCGGCAUCACCUACAACACCUGGAUCACCCCCGUGUCCGGUAUGGAUGGUGUCUAUAACACUCGGUCUAGCAUCGGCCCGUGGUCGGAUCGCGUUGGCGUUCUUGCAUAUGCACUCACUCCUCUUUCAGUGAUGUUGAGCAGCCGCGAGUCUUUCCUCUCUCUGAUCACUGGCUUGCCCUAUCAAACAUUCAACUUCUUGCAUCGCUGGCUGGGCUAUAUUAUCUUUGUCCAAAGCGCCCUCCACACAAUCGGUUGGUGUAUAGUUGAGUUGAGAUUGUACCAGCCACAACCUAAGGUCGGAAUCGAGUGGAUCACACAGACAUACAUGAUUUGGGGCAUUGUAGCCAUGAUUCUGUUGCUCUUGAUAUUCGUCCUCAGUACCCCGUGGGGUAUCAGACUCACCGGAUACGAGACCUUCCGCAAGUUACACUAUGUCCUUGCCAUGGUCUUUAUCGGCGCUUGCUGGGGUCACUGGGAACAACUGAAAUGUUUCUUGCUUCCAUCUCUCAUCUUUUGGUUCCUCGAUCGAGGGGCUCGUUUAAUUCGCACCGCUGUUCUGCAUUAUCACCCAGGCGAAGAAUCAGGAAUGCUGGGUUUCAAGUCUAUUGAAGCUGCCAUCACACGUUUUUCAGACGAGGAACAUGGCGACGUGAUUCGUCUUGAUUUGGAGAAUGUACAGGAACCUUGGAACAUCGGUCAGCACUAUUACUUGUGCUUCCCACAGGGAAGUGUGUGGCAAUCACAUCCAUUCACUCCUCUCAAUGCACCCGAGAUCGUCAAGGGAACGGUGAAGCAUUCAUAUAUCCUUCGCGCCAAGACAGGCGAGACAAGAAAGAUCGCAGAUCUGGCUGCGAAUGGUGUUUUGACUACUCCCGUCAUCUUGACAGGUGCUUAUGGAGAGACUAUCACCAAAGAAUUGGCACCAAAUACCAACAUUAUCUGCGUUGCAGGCGGAACAGGAAUUACCUACGUGCUGCCCCUACUGCUCAGUCUUGCCCAGCAGCCAUCUUCACCGGAUCGAAAAAUCGAUUUAGUCUGGGCAAUCAAGCACACAAGCAACGUCCAGUGGAUCCGUCAAGAGCUGGACCUCCUCCGAAAAGCCAAGAAGGCAAUGAACCUGAAAAUCCGUAUCUUCGCUACCAGAGACACCAAUACCCCGACUACGUCCAGAGAAAGCAUUCUACCAGCCAAGAAUGAAGACGAGAAGUCAAUGCAAGCCUUACAGCAAUCUUCAUCCGAGGCUGACCUUUGCGAUUGUGACCUGGAUGUCCCAGUCAAGCUUGGUGGUGGAUCGGCAGAGAGCAGGCAUCCUGAUUUACAGAAGUUGAUCACUGAAUUCCUGGAUAACACAAUCACGGGCCCAACAUCCAUAUUUGCUAGCGGGCCUGGCGGUAUGUUGAGUGAUCUAAGAGAGAUUGUUGCUAAAUGCAAUUCUGCUUCCAAGCUGUGGAAUGGGGACGAGAAGUUUGAUGUCAACUUAUGUUAUGAUGAUCGCCUUGAGUGGUAG
Messenger RNA from Penicillium subrubescens, 1935 nucleotides. Its product is annotated as ferric reductase family protein. The transcript has a single exon. Gene Ontology annotation, biological process: intracellular iron ion homeostasis; iron ion transport; copper ion import. Gene Ontology annotation, molecular function: ferric-chelate reductase activity. NCBI's taxonomy places the organism in Eukaryota, Fungi, Ascomycota, Eurotiomycetes, Eurotiales, Aspergillaceae. Bases 1 to 1935 code for a protein of 644 amino acids. Gene Ontology annotation, cellular component: plasma membrane. The record is from RefSeq and is a predicted model, not a curated record.